This is a messenger RNA of Quercus lobata, 1737 nucleotides long. Its product is annotated as UDP-glucose iridoid glucosyltransferase-like. NCBI's taxonomy places the organism in Eukaryota, Viridiplantae, Streptophyta, Magnoliopsida, Fagales, Fagaceae. The record is from RefSeq and is a predicted model, not a curated record. Bases 133 to 1497 code for a protein of 454 amino acids. Gene Ontology annotation, molecular function: quercetin 7-O-glucosyltransferase activity; quercetin 3-O-glucosyltransferase activity. The transcript has 2 exons.
UUUCUUAUGUUAUGCAAUAUGCUUUUGGUUUAUAAAUAAAGCUUAAAGAGAUAGCCAAAGCAAGUAACAAACAAACAGUUCAAUUAGCUGAACCUCCCUUCGUGCAUAACACAGAGAGAGAGAGAGAGAGAGAUGGAAAAGAACGGACAGAGAUGUGGCCGGUUGGUUCUACUGCCAUGUCCAUUCCAAGGUCACAUAAAUCCCAUGCUUCAACUAGGCACCAUCCUUCACUCCAAGGGAUUCUCCAUCACCAUUGUUCACACUCAGUUUAAUUCUCCUAAUCCUUCCAACCAUCCCAAUUUCAAGUUCAAUCCAAUACCGGAUGGCUUAUCUGCCGAGGAUAUCUCAUCCGGGGAUAUAGUAAGUCUUAUACAAAAGCUAAAUGUCAACUGCAAAUCACAUUUGCAGGAAUACUUGUCUCAAAUAAUGAUAGGACGACAAGGCUCACACGACGAUAUCUUUUGCAUCAUCUAUGAUGAACUCAUGUACUUCACUGAUGCCGUGGCUAAUUUUCUGAAGCUUCCAACUAUCAUUUUACGUACCACCAGCGCUACCACUCUUCUAGCUCGCACCACCCUUGCCCAACUCAAGGUAGAAGGUCUUGCUUCCUUCCAAGAUUUUGUCUCACAGGACCUUGUUCCUAACCUUCAUCCACUCAGGUUUAAGGAUCUACCCUUUCCCUUGAAUAGAAAUCUCGAAAAUUUUUCACAGGUAGUUAAUGAUAUCUACAAAAUGAGGACAUCUUCAUCAGCAGUCAUUUGGAAUACCAUGGACUGCCUUGAACGAUCAUCAUUGGCAUGUAUCCAACAACAAUGCCAAGUUCCAAACCUCCCUAUUGGUCCUAUGCACAAACUUGGUCCAGCCUCACCCUCUAGUAGCUUAUUGAAAGAAGACACUAACUGCAUGGCAUGGCUAGGGAAGCAAACUAAAAACUCAGUCAUAUACGUAAGCUUAGGAAGCAUAGCAUCCAUGAAUGAAAAAGAGUUAGCUGAAAUGGCAUGGGGACUUGCCAAUAGCCAGAAACCUUUCUUGUGGGUGGUUCGGCCGGACUCAAGUACUAACGGUAAAAGAAACAAAGUACUGUCUCAAUUUUACAAAGAAACUGUUGGAGAGAGAGGUUGCAUUGUGAACUGGGCACCACAGAAGGAAGUUUUGGCGCAUACUGCAGUUGGAGGGUUUUUGAGCCAUUGUGGUUGGAAUUCCACCCUUGAAAGCAUUUGUGAAGGGAUUCCAAUGAUAUGCAAACCAUGUUUUGGAGACCAGAGAGUAAAUGCAAGGUAUGUGAGCCAUGUAUGGAAGGUGGGCUUGGAAUUGGAGAAUGAGUUGGUGAGUUGUGAGAUUGAGAAAGCUAUAACAAUACUAAUGGCAGAUAAAGAAGGGGAAGCUAUGAGGGAAAGAGCCAAGAAUUUGAAGGAGAAAAUUGAACUUUGCAUUAAAGAAGGUGGUUCUUGCAACAGUUCCUUAAAUAAGUUGGUAGAGAUUAUCAUGUCAUUUUAAUAUAUUGCUUAUAUGCUAUUACAGGUGGCAUGUGCGAAACUAGGUCUCUUUUAUAUGUAUUAAAGUGUUGAUAUAUCAUGUUUGGAUUUAUUAUAGGGUAAAAAGCUAUUAUACGUGCAUCCAUACACACUUUAUUUUGAAUUUGAAAUUGUGAGUUAGAAAUUGUUUUUAUCUCACAAUUUCAAUUCAAAAUAAAGUGUGUAAGGACAUGUGUGUACAAGUUUGUGUAUAAUAAACAUU